This is a messenger RNA of Symbiodinium sp. CCMP2456, 395 nucleotides long. The record is from the annotation of a GenBank genome assembly. Lineage: Eukaryota; Dinophyceae; Suessiales; Symbiodiniaceae.
GCUAUGUCUACUGGCACCAGGAGCUUUCCCACCACACCACCAGUCACGUGGUGACCACGGUGACGCAUCUGGGCAGCAGCUACAACUGCCACGAUGGCAUGGACGAUAUGUGGGCGCAGGAGAAGAGGGAUUUCUGCUGCUGGAAGCAUCGCAAGGGCUGUCCCGAACCGGUCGUCCCUGCGGAUAGCUACAACUGUGAUGCUGGCUUCGACAAGUGGGAAACGGAGUGGGAGGCCGUGCAGAAGGAAUGGUGCUGCAAGCACCGCAGCCGGGCUUGCCAGCGCUUCCAGUGCGAUCUGGGCUUGCAUGACUUCGCCACUCUCUGGGGUCCCCCGAAGAAGGUCUGGUGCUGUAAGCAUGAGGGGAAAGGCUGCAUCGCUGGCUUCCAGUGGUUC